Molecule: messenger RNA, 1279 nt
Organism: Sinocyclocheilus anshuiensis
Lineage: Eukaryota; Metazoa; Chordata; Actinopteri; Cypriniformes; Cyprinidae
Product: CMP-N-acetylneuraminate-beta-galactosamide-alpha-2,3-sialyltransferase 1-like
Exons: 7
Coding region: 332-1279 (315 amino acids)
Biological process (GO): sialylation
Cellular component (GO): membrane
Molecular function (GO): beta-galactoside (CMP) alpha-2,3-sialyltransferase activity
Source: RefSeq, a predicted model, not a curated record
UUACAAGAGGGUGCGUGUGUAGAAUCAGGUUAAACUGGUCAAACGUGCCUGCUGUUCACAUGCUAGAGUUUUAGUGUAACUGUGCUGCUUACAUAUUCAUAUUUUCACCCGACUCACUGUACUGUAGUGAUCACUCUCCUAUGUCUUACUAAGUCAUCUAAGACUCUGACUUCAAAAGUCAUUAGUGAGGGCUCACACGGGCAUGCUUUCUCAGUAAACUAAACUCUUCAAAAUGGAAGCUGGUUAACAGACGGAAGAACAGAUCAUUUGUUUACAGAUUCCUCUCACAGAGAGAAAACAUCGAACACAUUUCAUUCAAACAACACACAUAAUGAUGAUUAACAAAAGAACUCUUCGACAAGUCGUUGUGUUUGUCAGUGUCGCCAGCACUAUCUGUAUAGUUCUCUUCUGUCAAACAUCUACCUGGAGUUUUCACACAGAUGCAUGUGUCUGUAACUGCGCAAUGGAUUCGGAGGGUCUUUUGUGGUUUUCUCAACGAUAUAAACCCUCUGCUAACGUGACACUUAACACCAAGAACAGCCCACUGGAUUUCCACACCUAUUGGUGGUGGAAGAGUCUACAAAAUGAAUCAACUGUAGCCGACUAUAAAAAAGUGGUGGAGGUGUUGUUUUCCCUCUUCCCAGAUAAAGAUCACUACUCCGACACCAGUCCCAGCCGCUGCAGAACCUGUGCUGUAGUGGGCAACUCGGGCAACCUCAUCGGAUCCCAUUAUGGUGCGCUCAUAGAUUCACAAGACUUCGUUAUAAGGAUGAAUGAGGGCCCAACAAAAGGUUUUGAGCAGGACGUGGGGUCUAAGACCACUCACCGUGUCAUCUACCCCGAGAGCGCUGUGGACAUGGAUGAGACGACUCACCUCAUUCUGUUGCCCUUUAAGAUUCUGGAUCUGCAGUGGCUCAUCAGCAUCUUCACCACCAGACACAUCGAUCUGACAUACAUGUAUGUGAAACCAUCAGUUAAAGCAGACAGGAAUAAGGUGAUGAUCCUCCAUCCUGCAUUUAUGAAAUAUAUCUAUGAGAGCUGGCUGCAGAGUCAUGGAGGAUAUCCUUCCACUGGCUUCAUAUCACUUAUAUUCGCCCUGCACAUCUGUGAUGAGGUCAGCAUGUUUGGGUUUGGACCUACAAAAGAUGGAGUUUGGCAUCAUUACUUUGACGAUUUUUUUUUAAUGCAUCACUCAGUUAAAGACAUAAGGAUACAGCAGUAUGACAAACCUCAACAGAGAAAACAGAGCAGCUCCAGCACUCACCUUCAUCGUUUCUGA